This is a messenger RNA of Pristis pectinata (smalltooth sawfish), 4373 nucleotides long. RefSeq names its product endoplasmic reticulum membrane adapter protein XK-like. Lineage: Eukaryota; Metazoa; Chordata; Chondrichthyes; Rhinopristiformes; Pristidae. Gene Ontology annotation, cellular component: membrane. The record is from RefSeq and is a predicted model, not a curated record.
CAUACGAGUAACGCCCGACUUGGAAAUCCAAUAUUAAUGGACAGUGCACUGAAAUUUACACAAUAUAAACAAGUCUGUAUUCUUUCGCCACCACUCUUGUUUUACUGAAGUAUUUUUUUUGCAUACGAUUAUCUUCUGGCCUUGAUUUAUCGACAUUUCUAACCCAUUAACUGAUUACAAUGAAACACGUAGCGAAGACUCGUCCUGUAGACUGUCUGGAGGCUCCAUGACUCCCUCUACUGGAACAUCCAUGUAUGUGGUUGUCGAACCACCCCUGUCAGCAGCAGUUUAUCUGCAAAUAGCACUGGAGGCUAUGGAAGCAUUCUGCUUCUCUCGUGGUUAUUGAACCAUUUCCCUCACCCACUUUCCUUUCGAACGAACGUGUUGAGGAUGAAACCCCCGGGCGGAAUCUUCGUCUCGGUGUUUCUCUUCGCCGCCGAGAUGAUGGCAGCCUUGUAUCUGAGCAGCACCUACAGAUCGGCUGGGGACAGGAUGUGGCAGGGGCUCACACUCGUCUUCGCCCUGGUGCCAUCGAUCCUGGUCCAGUUCACGCUAACCUUCGUCCACCGGGAUGUGAGUAGGGAUCGACCGCUGGUGCUGCUCCUGCAUCUGCUGCAGCUAGGACCUUUCGUCAGAUGUCUUGAAGCUUUUUGCAUCUCCCUCAAUGUUGGUAAAGUCGAAGAAUCUUACGUCAGUAUUAAAAAGAAACAGAUGAAAAAAAAUGGCUCUUCUGAAGAAAUUGAGAAAGAAGUGGGUCAAGCUGAAGGCAAAUUAUUCACACACAGAGCUGCCUUUAACCGGACUUCAGUGAUUCGCUUCAUAGGCUCUGCACCUCAACUUACUCUUCAGCUGUAUGUAAGCAUAAAGCAACAGAUAGUAAACUCCUGGGAGAGCAUAUUAAUGGUUAUUUCCCUGCUCACCAUUGUAUAUGGAGCCUUGCGGUGCAAUAUCCUUGCUAUCAAAAUCAAGUAUGAUGAAUAUGAGGUACAUGUGAAGCCUGCAGCCUACAUUUGCAUAUUCCUGUGGAGGAGCUUUGAGAUUGCUACCAGAGUUGUUGUUUUAGUCCUCUUCAGCUCUGUGCUACAGAUUUGGAUCCUUCCUGUGGUUCUCUUGAACCUUUUCAUAUUUUUCUUCUAUCCGUGGAUAUUAUUCUGGAGCAGCAAAUCACCUUUCCCUGAGAACAUAGAAAAAACAUUUACCAGAGUAGGUACAACAAUAGUAUUAUGUUGCCUUACAUUUCUUUAUGCUGGCAUUAAUAUGUUCUGUUGGUCAGCAGUUCAACUCAAGUUAAAUGAUUCUGAUUUAAUUAAUAAGUCACAGAAUUGGUAUAGACAAGCUGUGUACUAUAUGUUUCGAUUCAUUGAAAAUGCUGUUCUUAUUCUCCUAUGGUAUAUCUACAGAACUGAUGUGUAUAGCUACAUAUGCGCUCCUCUGUUGGUCAUGCAGUUGUUAAUAGGGUACUGCAUUGCAAUAUUUUUUAUGCUUGUAUUUUACCAGUUCUGCCAUCCAUGUAAAAAACUUUUUACCUCCAGUAUUUCAAAAGGAAUACUAGCUUGUAUUCAUUUUACUUGCUUUAGAUGUGAUUGCUGCAAAUCUUCUGAAUCCACAGAAAAGGCUGUCUUGGAGCCAAACCAUGCUAAUGAUCAGGAACAGGGCCCUGAACCCAUCAGUAAAUGUCAGGGUUAGAAGAAACUUCAAAAUGCAAAAGAAACGGCCUUUUCUGUUGGAUGUUUGUAUCCACGUUGUAUGGACGUGUCUCAGACAAAUUCUGCAGUUUAUAAUUCCCAUAAAAGGUGGGUGUUUUGCCAUGUUUCAACUGCUUCACAUUUCAGUGAGACAUGAAAGUAAACUUAGCAAUUCCAGGUUUCCAGCAUGAAGCUCUACCUGCAAGAGGAGAGGUCUCGUACAUCCAGACAUAUUUGAUACAACUAACAGGCAGAAAUUAGUUGGCAAUGUGACCUCAGUUUCCACAAUUUUCUCUUCUGGUGCUAUCCUGCAGGCCAAACAUUUUUUUAAUGCCACAUCCAUCCAGUGAAAGUCAGCUUUCAUUUUAGGGGUCAGCUUAUAAGAAGUAAUUGAUGAGAAAAUAUUUCUCUGCACUUUUAGUUGAUAUGUAUCAGCAGUAGAAAAUGCUGACUUUUACAUUGUGUAUUUGUGAUAAAUUUAUAAAAUCCAGAUUUCUUGGUUUCUGAGAAACAUUCUCUUUAAAAUGAUUUGUCUUUCUGCUAUCUUUAACAGAAGCCUUAGCCUUUAUUUUAUUUAGUUAAAAUAUAAAGUACAAGAAUGUAGUUUUAUUCAUAAUCAUUUCUGCACUGUUGUUUCUAAGAUUUAGGGUUCUUAUUAAAAUGUGAGAGCUCCAUGCCAAAGUUCUUCAAAGAAUAUUCAAGCAAAGUAUAAAUAAUAAUAAGGGAAAUUUUGUAAUUUCAGUAUGUGCUUUCAAGUAGAACAAUAAAUGCAUUUAAUAAUAUGUAAAUUAAUUAUCUAACUUUUAUUUUCAAAAAGUAAUUAAUUGCAUCAAAGUGCAAUCGAACUUUGGAAUUUAACAUCUAAACUGUUUGUUGUCUCUGCAUAUUUAUUUACGCAUGAGAGACAAAUUUAAUUUGAGUCAACACUCACACUUGAAUUUAUCAAAGAGGUAACAAAAUGUAUUGAUGAGGGCAAUGAAGUUGAUGUAGUCUACAUAGAAUUUAGUAAGGCCAUUGACAAGGUCCCACAUGGGAGACUGGUCCAAAUGGAUCCAGUGAUCAAGGGCAAGGUGUCAACUUGGAUCCAAAAGUAGCUUAAUAAUAUGGGGCAGAGAGUGAUAGUGGAGGGUUGUGAUUGGAAAUCUAUGACAAAUGGUAUACCACGGAUCAGUGCUGGGACCCUUACUGUCUGCUGUAUACAUUAGCAGUUUGGAUAUGUAGGUCAUAUGGUUUGUAGGUUUGCAGAUGACAUGGAAAUUAGUUGUGUUGUUCAUAGUGAGGAGGAUAGUCCUAGACUACGGAAUGAUAUUGAUCUGUUGGGCAGAGCAAAACGAGAUGGAUCCUUUAAUCCUGAUAAGUGUGAGGUGAUGCAAUUUGGGAAGACUCAUAGGGGUAAGGCAUAUACAAUGAAUAGUAGCACCUUAGAGAGUAUCGAGGAACAGAGGGAUCUUGGUGUACAAAUCCAAGGAUCUCUGAAGGUGGCAGCACAGGUAGGUAAACUGGUGAAGAAGGCAGGGAUACUUACUUUCAUUUGUCAGGGCAUAGAAUAUAAGAGCAGGAGCAUUAUGGAACAACUUUAUAUAACAUUGGUUAGGCCAUUGCUGGAGUACUGUGUACAGUUCUAGUUGCCACACUAGAGGAAGGAUGUGAUUGCACUGGAGAGGGUGCAAAAGAGAUUCAUUAGGAUGUUGCCUGAGAUGGAGUGUUUCAGUUAUGGGGAGUGACAAAUAGGCUGGGUAUGUUUUCCUUAGAGCAGAGGAGGCUGAAGAAAGACCUGAUGGAGAAAAUUAUGAGGAGCAUAGAUAGAGUAGAUAGUAGGAAGCAGUUCCGCAGAGCAGAGAUAUCCAGAAUUAAUGGGCAUUGACUUAAGGUAAGAGGUAAGAAGUUUAAAGGGGAUCUGAGGAAGAACGUUUUCACCCAGAGGGUGUUUGAAAUCUGGAACGCAUUUAAAAAAUAUCUAGACAAGCACUUGAAUGACCAAUUCCUAGAAGGCUUCAGACCAGGUACUGGUAAAUGGGAUAGGUACUUGAUAGUCAGCAUGGCCAAAAGACCUGUCUCUGUGCUAUAUGACUCUGUGACUCUAUGACUCCAUGACUUACAUAAAUGCAAAGCAUCGAACAUGGGCAUUAAUAACAGCACUGGUGUGCCAACCUAAUUGCCUAAUAGUUUCUUGUUUUAACAGGACAUCAAAUGUUCUUGGGUUGAACAUACCUUAUAUCAUUAGAUUGUGUUUAUUGAAAUGGGCUGCACAAAUCAGAUAAGUGGGCAGUGACCUAACCUAUCACUGGUACAAGGAAAAACUAAUGUAAACUAUCUUUAAUAAGGUUAAGAAUGCUUUAACAAGUUAGAGUAAAUCACUAGAAUCAAUAUUGUGAGAAAAAGGUUGUAAAUCUAUUCACCUUAUUUUCAUUACAUAUUCUCUUAAAAAUAAUUUUAAGUGACUGAAAUCUUUUUUGGAUAAAUGCAUAAUGCAACCUUAAAUAGUUCAACCUUAGGGCAUCUUCCCAAGAUGCUGGAGUGCAAGAUUCCAACACAUCUGUGAAAACAGAGAAAAUAUACUACUUCAAAGACAACAAAAAAUCUUGUAAAUAUUUGCAGUGAAAAGAAGAUGAAUUGUAAGUGAAAUUUGUAUAUAUUGAUUUUUUUUGUUUGUAUAUAUUUUUCAAAUAUUAUUUCAAGUGUUCCCAA